CUUCCUGGAAGGUGGUGGUGGAUGUUAAUUCUGAUGGUGAGGCUGUGGCUAAGCACUAGAUGUUGCAUAUUGCGCCGACUAACCAUCUUUAUACUAAUCAGGCUUGGCAUGGUUCGGCAAUUGAACCGGUAUCAAAUGUGUUAAUUUGCUGCUUUCUCACAGACGAAGUUGUGGUUAUGAUAGCGAUUGGUGCAGAAUCUGGUAGUGACAUAUGCAGUUAUUCAACGGACGAGAUUCAACUCCUACAAUGUUAAUGGUGACAUGGUGUUGGGUGUAUGGAUGCUGCCUCAGGCAGCUCCUCAAAGGAUUCCUUGGAUUCCAGGCCCACAGAAGCGUGACUGGCUGGUUCAUUGUGGUGGCGCUGUCAGAUGUCGAUCACUUCCUUGUUGUUUCUUCUUCAUUCUUUAUCGUUGUCUUUCUCCGUGUUUUUUCUUGCCUUGUUCGUGACAAAUCAGAUAGACAUAGCAGGGAGUUCCUUUUAGAGUUCUCAUGGACCAUGUGGAGACCGUCAACCGAAGGGACUGGAAUGCGGCGCCAGGACCCACACGGCAAAGCCCCCGUUUCCCUGCGAGGCUGGAGCCCCUAAUAUCGUGUCAGAAGAUCAUCUCUAUUGUCCAGCUUCCAGCAGAGACAUCUCCACGAGGACAACUGAAUGCGCUGGAUAUAUCGGCUGGGAUGACGUUAUAAACUCGCCAGUUGCUCCACCGUCGGUACUGGCCCCGUG
Molecule: messenger RNA, 724 nt
Organism: Aspergillus campestris IBT 28561
Lineage: Eukaryota; Fungi; Ascomycota; Eurotiomycetes; Eurotiales; Aspergillaceae
Exons: 3
Coding region: 212-586 (124 amino acids)
Source: RefSeq, a predicted model, not a curated record